This is a messenger RNA of Coregonus clupeaformis (lake whitefish), 648 nucleotides long. Its product is annotated as stonustoxin subunit beta-like. NCBI's taxonomy places the organism in Eukaryota, Metazoa, Chordata, Actinopteri, Salmoniformes, Salmonidae. The coding region runs from base 1 to 648 and encodes 215 amino acids. Gene Ontology annotation, molecular function: protein binding. The transcript has 2 exons. The record is from RefSeq and is a predicted model, not a curated record.
AUGAACAAACUGCUCUAUGCCGGUGCCUCCUUGCCAACUCUGCCUGGGUCUCUGAGAAACUGUUAUAAGGCCGAUCCGAGAGUUCAGGCAGGUGCCUGUGAUCUCACACUGGACCCAAACAGAGUAAACAGAUUCCUCUCUCUGUCUGAGGAGAACAGAAAGGUGACACGUAGCGAAGAGGCUCAGCCGUAUCCUGAUCACCCAGAGAGAUUUGAGGACUGUGAACAGGUGCUGUGUAGAGAGGGUCUGACUGGGCGCUGUUACUGGGAGGUAGAGUGGAGUGGGAGUGGGACUGAUAUAGGAGUGACAUAUAAAGGAAUCAGCAGGAGAGAAGGGGGUGAUGAUGACUGUGUGCUUGGACAGAAUGACAAGUCCUGGAGUCUGAGCUGCUUUAACAACCGUUACACUGCCUGGCACAAUGAUAAUCACACUAACAUAGACGUCCCCUCCUCCAGCUCCCACAGAGUAGGAGUGUAUCUGGACUGGCCAGCCGGCACUCUGUCCUUCUACAGAGUCUCCUCUGACACACUGACCCACCUGAACACAUUCCACUCCACAUUCACUGAGCCCCUCUAUCCAGGGUUUCAGCUUUGGGAUGACUCCUCUUCAAUGUCACUAUGUCAUGUGGUCCCUGUGCCAAACACAUGA